AUGCACCGACUCACAGGUGGUCAGUUCCCAAAUCAACGGAGAUUACCAAAUGCGAGACCCCCUACUCCAGCAAUACUCGCCAAAAUAAACAAUUUAAAAGAGGAAUUCGAUUGCAUAACCAUACAACACGUCCCCAGGGAACGAAAUGCUAGGGCAGACCUCCUCUCCAAACUAGCCAGCACCAAACCAGGACACGGCAACAGGUCGUUAAUCCAGGAAGUCGUUAGAACACCAUCCAUAUCAACCACAACUGACGCCGUUCUAACACUCUCAAAUGAAAGAUCAUCAACCUACCCCAUCCUACAAUACCCCCUUAACGGGACGCUACCCGAGGACCCCAAAGAGGCAAAACGGACAAAAAGAGAAGCUGCUAAUUACACCGUCGUCUCAGGACAACUAUACAAACGAGGACUCUCGCAACCCCUCCUCAAAUGCGUCGAACCCUGGGAUACAGAAUACAUACUCCGCGAAAUCCAUAAAGGCUGUUGCGGCUACCACAUCAGGGGCAAAACCCUAGCCCAAAAGGUCAUCCGGGCCGGGUACUUCUGGCCCUCAGUUAUUCGGGACUCAGUUAUUCGGGACUACACAUAG
Molecule: messenger RNA, 591 nt
Organism: Arachis stenosperma
Lineage: Eukaryota; Viridiplantae; Streptophyta; Magnoliopsida; Fabales; Fabaceae
Exons: 1
Coding region: 1-591 (196 amino acids)
Molecular function (GO): nucleic acid binding
Source: RefSeq, a predicted model, not a curated record